UCAAAACAUGAGGAAUCUUUUUGUAAUUUGAGAAUACCUCAAGGGCGUGGCCGUAAUUUACCCUGAAUAUAAUAUCACUCCUUUGAAUUCUUCAAAGUGACAUUUCUCUUGCAAGAUGAACAUGUCUUGUCUCUCAUAUAUAUAUAAUUUAUCCUAUAGUUGAAAUCUGAAUUUCAUAUUGAUCAGAUUUUCCAUUAACAAAAAACAAGUGGGCAAAAAAUUUAAUUGCAAUGGACAAAAGGCUGAUUGAUGCUGCUAAAAAGGGAGAUGUCGAAAAACUCCGAAAUCUGAUCGAAGAAGAUCCUUUCUUGUUGAGGUCCGUUUCGUUAUCCGACGAAGAAACUCCGCUGCACAUUGCUUGCAUCGCAGGUCAUCUCGACUUCGUCAAAGAGCUGCUGACUCACCGGCCUGGAUUCGCCGAAGAGUUGAGUAAAGACGGUUUUACCCCUCUGCACGUCGCCUCGUCUUGCGGCGACGUAGGGAUUGUGAAGGAGCUGUUGAAAGUCGGUGGGAGCCGUCUUUGUUUGUUGAAAGGGAGAGAGACGAGAGUCCCUCUUCAUUGCACGGUUUCGAAAGGCAGAGUUAAGGUUAUUACGAAGCUGCUAUCGGCUUGUCUGGAUUCGAUCGCGGAAGUUACGGCUCGUGGCGAGACUUGCUUUCAUCUUGCUGUGAAGAACAACCGAUUCGAAGCUUUUAAGACCCUUUGUGAGUAUGUGGUCUCGUUCGAUAAAGAGGAUUUAUUGAAUAAGAAAGAUGAACGAGGGAACACCGUUUUGCAUCUUGCUUCAUCAAGAAAGCAAUAUGAGUUUAUAGAUCUGUUGACGGACAAGAGUUUCGGGUUCAAAGGCGAAUUGGAGGUGAAUUCGUUAAACGAAAAGGGCCUCACGCCACUAGAUGUGUUGCUAUCACAAGGCGGUGAUUGCGAAAUCGAGGAAAUACUUACUUUAAAUGGAGCUACACGAGUUCAAGAAACGAACCCGUUUCUCGAAAUUCCGAUAGAAAACCCGCAAGGGGAACGAAAUACGUGUCGACCCAAAUCCGAGUCGAAGAAACUUCAAGACUACUUCAAGUACGACAAGACCAAAGAGUCUGCGAGCAAAGCUCGAAACACACUCCUCGUGAUCGCCGUGCUAAUCGCCACCGCCGCUUACCAGGCGGUGCUCAGCCCGCCCGGCGGCGUCUGGCAGGACGAUUUCACGCCGGGGACCGAUGCUAAAAACAGCACCACCGCCGCCACCGCCGGGAAACGCCACAGGGCGGGGCAGGCGGUGAUGGGGACCCAAAAUCAAGUCUCGUACGGUUUGUUUCUGCUGUUCAACUCGAUCGGAUUUUUUAUGUCGCUGCACAUGAUGGAUUUUCUGACGCAAGGGCUAUCGAUGAAGUUCGAGCUGAGGAUAGCGCUUUUCGCGUUAGUAGCGACGUACGAUACUUGCAUGGUGGCGAUCACACCUAGUGGAUACGUGUCUGUGUUUUUUAUUGCUCUGUCGGUGGUGAUGCCGAUAGUUAUGCCGCUGUUGACCAUGGUGGUCAGGGAUUAUAGGAAGGGGUGGCGGCGGUGCGAGUCGUCGAGCUCGGUGGCCGCUGUCGGUAUUUGAGGAGGGAUAAG
Molecule: messenger RNA, 1606 nt
Organism: Erythranthe guttata (spotted monkey flower)
Lineage: Eukaryota; Viridiplantae; Streptophyta; Magnoliopsida; Lamiales; Phrymaceae
Cellular component (GO): plasma membrane
Molecular function (GO): protein binding
Source: RefSeq, a predicted model, not a curated record